Messenger RNA from Annulohypoxylon truncatum, 2009 nucleotides. RefSeq names its product transcription factor Tfb2. The record is from RefSeq and is a predicted model, not a curated record. Gene Ontology annotation, biological process: nucleotide-excision repair. Gene Ontology annotation, molecular function: double-stranded DNA binding; ATPase activator activity. Lineage: Eukaryota; Fungi; Ascomycota; Sordariomycetes; Xylariales; Hypoxylaceae. The transcript is spliced from 2 exons. Gene Ontology annotation, cellular component: transcription factor TFIIH core complex; transcription factor TFIIH holo complex. Bases 245 to 1684 code for a protein of 479 amino acids.
CCUUUAUCGAUCUUUGUGACUUUCCAAUACGAUUCCUUCACCAUUCUGUCCUCAACACCCACACACGAAGACUCACAGGGUUCGAACGAUGAGCUACUCCUUCUUUUGUGGUACAUAAAGGCGGUUCCUGUUACAACGCCCAAGAAGUGCACUUGCGCUUCGACUUUUCCGAACGAUCGCCUUUCCUUACCAUGACAACCAAUUCUCGCUCGGCUUCUGGUGAUUGAUCCGACAUCAUUUAACAAUGUCGGUCAGCGCGAACUCGCUGUCCCAGUACCUGGAGCAGCUGCCCGGGACCACUUUUAGGAAACUGUACCAGCAGCCCUCCACAGCCUUUGCCAUCUUCAGGCGCAUGCUUCCUCACACAGCCAAGACCAUUGUGAUGGCAGUCCUUUAUUCCCCCACACCAUUCUCUCUCGCCGACCUCGACCUAUGGGUUAAACCCUCCGCGACUCGCGAAAAGGACCAGGCUUUAGCCAUCCUUCGAUCUCUCCAUAUAGUCCAACCUCAGUCGUUGGCCCUGACUGUUAACUUCAAGAAUAGCUUGCGGCUUGCAUUGGAAGGAGGAGGCGACCAUAAUUCAUUCGGCGUCCCAUCCACCGAUCCUAUACCCGACGAGGUCGACCAUGCGUUCCUCGAUAAAUACGCGAGAAAGAAGUGGGACGAUAUCCUACACUACGUCGUUUCCGCUACCGGUCUGACCAUGGAGAAGGGGUCCAGUGGUCCUAAGCAGUCCGUCAAGGACCUUCUUAUGGCUGGUCGUCUAGUCGAGCGUAGUCAUGGCGAACUCAAAAUCACACAUAUCGGCUUCUCGUUCUUGCUGCAGGAAGCAAAUGCGCAGGUCUGGGCUCUGCUACUCCUCUGGCUCGAGGCUAUCGACGCAGCCAAUGCCAACGGGUCAAAAUCAGAUAUGGACGGCGUGGACAUGCUAUCAUUCUUCUUCCUUCUAGCCUCCCUUGAAUUUGGGCGCGCGUACAGCACCGACGCCCUGACCGAGAGCCGGCGCAACAUGCUACCCGUGCUCAUCGACUUCGGUCUUAUCUACAUCCCCCAGCAUAACAAGCGCCAAUUCUUCCCCACGCGCCUCGCCACAACCCUGACGAGUAAUGAGACGGCCCUCCGCAGCGUCAAAGCCGGGUUCUCCGCGGCCGCCAGCGCGACGAGCGACGAGCAGGACAAGUGCACCAUUAUCCUCGAGACCAACUUCCGAAUGUACGCAUACGUGCACUCGCCCCUGCAAAUCGCCGUCCUAGCGCUCUUCUCCGACCUCAAGUUCCGCUUCAAGGGCCUAGUGUCGGGCCACCUAACGCGCAAGUCCAUCAAGAAAGCCGUCAGCCACGGCAUCACGGCCGACCAGAUCGUCUCGUACCUCUCGACGCACGCGGACGAGCAGAUGUACCGGUACGCGGCGUCGACCAACAAGCCGGUCCUGCCGCCCGUCGUCAUCGACCAGAUCCGGCUGUGGCAGCUCGACACGGAGCGCGUGUCGACGACGGAGGGCUACCUGUUCAAGGAGUUCAGCGACUACAAGGACUACAAGGGCGUCGCCGACUUCGCGGAGAACAUCGGCGUGUGCACCUGGCGCAACGAUAAGAAGGGUAUCUUCUUCGCCACUAAGGUUGAGCAGAUCAAGGACUUCAUGAAGUCUCGUCGUAAGGCGAAUGAGGCGGGCGGUGGGCAAUAAAAGUUCACGCCGCUGAAGGUUGAUUGGAUGGCGGAUGGAUGGGGGUACGGAGUGAGUAGACUUUUUGUCCUUCGUAUUUUGAUUUGCAUCCCCGUCAUCAUCAUCAGGUUAGGCGUUCUACGGUCUGCAGGCAUGCAUUUGGGUACGGCUGGGACGGGAUGGCUUUUUGCGGUCCACGGCAUAAGCAAGUAGACAGGCGUUUAAAAGCCGUUCCGUAUUAGGGGCUUUUGCCAUGCUUGCAUUGAGGGAGAAUACAAAAGUUUUCUUUACGAAUACCACGAACUCAUAUCUUCUACGAGACAGUCACGAAUAAUCAGUCCAAUAU